ACAAGCAGAAGAUUGCUUGAUCUUUAGGGUCAAGCUGAUCUCUCUCUCCCCGAGUUUGAUUUAACAAAAUUGGAUUCGACAGAGAUGUGGUAACAACCCCAAAAUUAGAAUAGUCUCUUAGAUUUGUUUUAGAUUUUUUUCUUCUGGUUUAUUUUUUUUAUUAAUUUUAUCUUUUACAUUUUCUGAAAUUACUAAUCCUUUAAUUUUUCAAACACAAAUUGGAAAUUUCCGUGAAGCUUUAUAACUUUGAUCCUACAAUAUCUCCUUUUCCUUUUUAGUUUUUACGGCCAAGCUUCUUGCCUACCUAAUCCCUCCCUCUCUCUCUCUCUCUCUAUAUAUAUAUAUAUAUAUAUGUAUGCAUGUAUUUAUCUGUAUAUGUUUUUCUAACAUAUACGACUGUCCCUUCUCGCUGUAAUUCAUUGUCUGUGUCAUGCUCUGUUUUUCUCUCUAACCCAAAGCAAGGCCGAAAACAUUCGCAGUUUCUGAUUCUUCCAUUUAGGGCUUAAAUUUUGGCUCCAUGUCGAGAAAAAGCAAAAGGGUGUGUUUCAGUCCUGAAGUCAACGAGCAAUCAACAGUCUUUCUCAAGCAUGGCGGCGACGGCGCCAGAUUGUCACCGGUGAGCUUUUUACUGCGGCUUGGAGAAAAGGUGGUGGCUGGAGCUAUGAAGGUGGUUUCUAUGAAAAGAAGAUCUUCAAGAAAGGUGUCUUCUUCCACCAUGGUUAGGUCGCGUUCGUUAUCUGCAGGCUCUUCUGAUUCUCAUCGAGCUGAAGCUGUUGAAGAUUGUAUCGAGUUCUUGCACUCUUCUUCUUCUAGAGAGAGACCCAGUUGAGAGUUUUUUUAUAUUAUACGAGAAACAUGAUAUGGCGUGACAAAAAUAAUUUUCUGUUUCGAUGUAAUUUCAAGUUUGUCUCGUGUUCUUGUUUCUGAAGGAUUAGUGCUGCGUUGGUUCUGUAGAAUUUGAAGAGAUACAUGUUAGUUGUUACCGUUAGAGAAGAAGGUACGCUCUUCUGAUUUUUGAUGAACCUGUUCAUGAAAUGAGUAAGAACCUACUUAGAUAGAAUUGCAAAUUGCAAUCUCUUACUUUAA
This is a messenger RNA of Prosopis cineraria, 1086 nucleotides long. RefSeq lists its product as uncharacterized. NCBI's taxonomy places the organism in Eukaryota, Viridiplantae, Streptophyta, Magnoliopsida, Fabales, Fabaceae. The transcript has a single exon. The record is from RefSeq and is a predicted model, not a curated record. The coding region runs from base 518 to 829 and encodes 103 amino acids.